Dinoponera quadriceps is the source of this 391-nucleotide messenger RNA. RefSeq names its product adhesive plaque matrix protein 2-like. NCBI's taxonomy places the organism in Eukaryota, Metazoa, Arthropoda, Insecta, Hymenoptera, Formicidae. The record is from RefSeq and is a predicted model, not a curated record. Bases 30 to 230 code for a protein of 66 amino acids. The transcript is spliced from 3 exons.
GCAAUGGGAAAAAUUCAAAAGGAGGGAAAAUGGGAAGACGUAGCGAUUUCUGUUCACGAUCGAGGCCUUGUCAGAACGAGGGCUCGUGUUCUCAAAUAUCGUCGGAGCCCGGAUUCAAAUGUCGCUGCGAGGGAACCGGAUUCUUCGGCACUUACUGCGAGAUACCCUGUCCGAAGACGAACAAUCCACACUUCCAAGGACAGUUCCCAUACGAGUGCAUCGUGAUCUAAUAAUCUCGGGUACUUCUUCAUCUCUCUCGUCUGAUUGAAUUCGUUCUUUUUUUUUUAAUAUGAUACAUACGUACAAAAAGGAAAGAAACGCAUUUUCACAAAACAUAUUUACACACAUCUUUGUACAUACAUAAUAAAUGUUAAAACCAGACGGCACACCA